AUGGGCUUCGGGCCAGAGCUGUGGUGCCCGCAGGGGCACAGCGCACUGCUGCGGCUGCAGGACAGUGAGCUGCGCCUGCUGGAGCUGAUGAAGAAGUGGAUGUCUCAGCGUGCCAAGAGUGACCGGGAGUAUGCGGGGAUGCUGCACCAGAUGUUCUCCCAGCUGGAGAAGCAGGAGGGCUCCAGCCAGCUCCGUGCCAGUGACCACGGCGGACAGAUCGGGGAGUCCUGGUGGGUGCUGGCGAGCCGGACGGAGACGCUGAGCCAGAUCCUGCGGCGGCACGCGGAGGAGCUGUCGGCAGGGCCGCUGGCCAAGCUCAGCCUGCUCAUCCGCGACAAGCAGCAGCUGCGCAAGGCCUUCAGUGAGCAGUGGCACCAGCUCAGGCAGGAGUACAACCGGAUCACGCAGCAGGAGAUGGAGAAGCUGAAGGCGCAAUAUCGCAGCCUGGCACGGGACAGUGCCCAGGCCAAGCGCAAGUACCAGGAGGCCAGUAAAGACAAGGAGCGGGACAAAGCAAAGGAGAAGUACGUUCGCAGCCUCUGGAAGCUCUACGCCCUGCACAACCAGUACGUGCUGGCAGUGCAGGCAGCUGCACUCCACCACCAGCACCACUACCAGCGAGCACUGCCCAGCCUCCACCGCUCCCUCUACAGCCUCCAGCAAGAGAUGGUCCUCAUCCUGAAGGAUAUCCUGGGGGAGUACCACAGCAUCAGCAGCCUGGUGCAGGAGGACAUGCUGGCCGUGCAUCAGGAAAUCACCAGUGCCAUUCAGGCCAUCGAGCCGGGCACUGAGUACAGCAGCUUCAUCCAGAGCCACAGGUACAGCUCUGAGGUGCCACCGGCUGUGUCAUUUGAUGAGAGCUUGCUGGAGGAGACAGAGGGGCUGGCACCGGGGGAGCUGCAGCUGAACGAACUGACCAUCGAGAGCGUCCAGCACUCCCUGACAUGGAUGGAGGAGGAACUGGUGGCUGCCACGGAGGCCGUGGGCAGCAAGGAGCAGCGGGUGCAGGAGCUGCAGGCAGAGAUCCAGGGCGCGGAGCAGGGCCGGAGUCCCGGGGAGCGGGUCCACUUGCUGGGCAAGCGCCAGGGGCUGCAGGAGGUGCAGCAGCAGCUCGAGGGCUGCCUCUGCACCCAGGCCAAGCUGCAGGCACAGCGGGACCUGCUGGCUGGGAAGCUGGGGGAGCUGGGCACCGGGGAGCCCCUGCCUGCCCUUCCGCUGCAGGAGGACCGGCAGUCGGUCUCCUCCACAGAGCAGGAGAGGAGUGGAGCCACUGCACUGGAGACCCUGAAGAACCACAUCACUGGCAUCUUCAGCCCCAAGUACUCACUGCCACCUCCCGUGCCCCUGAUCCCAGAGGUGCAGAAGCCGCUGUGCCAGCAGACCUGGUACCACGGGGCCAUUCCAAGGUCAGAGGUGCAGGAGCUGCUGAGCUGCAGUGGGGAUUUCCUGGUGCGGGAGAGCCAGGGCAAGCAGGAGUAUGUGCUCAGUGUGCUGUGGGACGGACAGCCCCGGCACUUCAUCAUCCAGGCUGCCGAUAACAUGUACCGUCUGGAGGGCGAGGGCUUCCCCACCAUCCCGCUGCUUGUCGAGCACCUCCUGCAGAGCCAGCAACCUGUCACCCGGAAGAGUGGCAUCGUCCUGGCCAGGGCCGUGCCCAAGGACAAAUGGGUGCUCAACCAUGAGGAUGUGCUGCUGGGGGACCGCAUUGGCCGGGGUAACUUUGGGGAGGUGUUCAGUGGCCGCCUGAGAGCUGACAACACCCCUGUAGCGGUGAAAUCCUGCCGGGAAACCCUCCCGCCUGAGCUCAAGGCCAAGUUCCUUCAGGAAGCCAGGAUCCUCAAGCAGUACAACCACCCAAACAUCGUGCGGCUCAUCGGUGUCUGCACCCAGAAGCAGCCCAUUUACAUCGUCAUGGAGCUCGUGCAGGGGGGGGACUUUCUGAGCUUCCUGCGCAGCGAGGGAACACACCUGCGCAUCAAGGAGCUGAUCAAGAUGACGGAGAAUGCUGCAGCUGGCAUGGAGUACUUGGAGAGCAAGCACUGCAUCCACAGGGACCUGGCUGCUCGCAACUGCCUGGUGACGGAGAAGAACAUCCUGAAGAUCAGCGACUUUGGGAUGUCACGGGAGGAGGAGGAUGGCAUCUACGCCUCCACGGGUGGGAUGAAGCAGAUCCCUGUCAAGUGGACUGCCCCUGAAGCACUGAAUUAUGGCCGAUACAGUUCAGAGAGCGAUGUCUGGAGCUUUGGGAUCCUGCUGUGGGAAGCCUUCAGCCUGGGUGCCGUUCCCUAUGCCAACCUCAGCAACCAGCAGACACGAGAAGCAGUGGAGCAGGGCGUGCGGCUGGACCCCCCUGAGCAGUGUCCCGAGGAGGUGUACCGGCUGAUGCAGAGGUGCUGGGAGUAUGACCCACGCAAGCGGCCCAGCUUCAGCACCAUCCACCAAGACCUCAUCACCAUCCGCAAGCGGCACCGGUGA
Molecule: messenger RNA, 2475 nt
Organism: Indicator indicator
Lineage: Eukaryota; Metazoa; Chordata; Aves; Piciformes; Indicatoridae
Gene: FES
Product: FES proto-oncogene, tyrosine kinase
Exons: 18
Coding region: 1-2475 (824 amino acids)
Biological process (GO): cell adhesion; regulation of mast cell degranulation; chemotaxis
Molecular function (GO): non-membrane spanning protein tyrosine kinase activity; ATP binding
Source: RefSeq, a predicted model, not a curated record